Molecule: messenger RNA, 1921 nt
Organism: Echinops telfairi (small Madagascar hedgehog)
Lineage: Eukaryota; Metazoa; Chordata; Mammalia; Afrosoricida; Tenrecidae
Gene: MPZ
Product: myelin protein zero
Exons: 6
Biological process (GO): myelination
Cellular component (GO): membrane
Source: RefSeq, a predicted model, not a curated record
ACGCUACUCCGGGCCCUAGCCCCUGCCCUGCAAUGGCUCCCGGGGCUCCCUCGUCCAGCCCCAGCCCUAUCCUGGCUGUGCUGCUCUUCUCGUCUUUGGUGCUGUCCCCCGCCCAGGCCAUCGUGGUUUACACGGACAGGGAGGUCCAUGGUGCUGUGGGCUCCCGGGUGACCCUGCACUGCUCCUUCUGGUCCAGCGAGUGGGUCUCAGAUGACAUCUCCUUCACCUGGCGCUACCAGCCCGAAGGCGGCCGCGAUGCCAUAUCGAUCUUCCACUAUGCCAAGGGGCAACCCUACAUCGAUGAGGUGGGGACCUUCAAAGAGCGCAUUCAGUGGGUAGGGGACCCUCGAUGGAAGGAUGGUUCCAUUAUCAUACACAACCUGGACUAUAGCGACAACGGCACUUUCACCUGUGACGUCAAGAACCCACCAGACAUAGUGGGCAAGACCUCUCAGGUCACGCUCUACGUCUUCGAAAAAGUGCCAACUAGGUACGGCGUUGUGCUGGGGGCUGUGAUCGGGGGUGUCCUGGGGGUGGUGCUGUUGCUGCUGCUACUCUUCUACCUGGUGCGGUACUGCUGGCUGCGCAGGCAGGCCGCCCUCCAGAGGCGACUCAGUGCCAUGGAGAAGGGAAGAUUUCACAAGUCUGGAAAGGACUCGUCUAAGCGCGGCCGGCAGACGCCAGUCCUGUACGCCAUGCUGGACCACAGCAGAAGCACCAAAGCGGCCAGUGAGAAGAAGUCCAAAGGGCUGGGGGAGUCUCGCAAGGAUAAGAAAUAGCGGUUAGCGGGCCGGGCGGGGGGUCGGGGGUCAGGGGCGGAGCCCUCCAAAAGCUCUCCAAAGGUGGUGGUCAUCGAGAUGGAGCUGCAGAAGGAUGAGCAGAGCUCCGAGCUCCGCCCUGCGGUCAAGUCCCCCAGCAGAACCAGCCUCAAGAACGCCCUCAAGAACAUGAUGGGCCUGGACUCCGACAAAUGAUCGCCACCCCACCCCCACCCAGGCCCUUGCCCGAGCACGGGGACUAGGCUCCUCUUAUUCCGUCUAGGUGCUUUCCUCCCCGGCUCCCCAGCCCUGCCCACCUUGUCCCUCCCUUUGAGAUGUAAGUUUCAUUCCAAAAAGGCAUUCCCCAGUCAGUUCAUCGUCUCCUCCAUCUUCACCCCCUAGCUCUCCUGGACUUCAUGACCUGAUGCUACCCAUCUACCCCAGCCAAGGACUGUGUGUUUGGUGCCCAACUCUUGGGCACUGAGAAGAAAGGGACCUUGAUUAAGCGCCCUGGCCCCCCCCCCCCCCAAAUGCAGGCCACUUGGCUUUCUCUUCCCCUACACCCAGCCACUGGCUCCUUCCUGUCUGCCCCACCCUGCAUCGGAGGCCCAGCCCCAUACUCUGUCCUCCCGGCUAACACCCAGACCACCCAGGUCAGGUUCUCCUUCAGGGUUUAUUUAGGAUGCUUUUUUUUUUUUCUCUUUUUCCUUUUUCACUUGUGCCCACGAUCUGCCCUCUCUCCUCAUGACUGAGAACCAAUGACGUCAUGUGGCUUUUUCAAUUCCCCACCCCCACUAAGUCCCAAAUGGAGAGCCAGUCCAAGAGCCAAGUGCUGGGGUUCCCAAAUCCUCAACUUCAGCGACAGGAUUAGUGACCCCUGACCCCUUUGGAGCACAGUUCUGGGACUAUGGAUCUUGGGGGGAGGACAGAGAGACUAUGGACCUUCACCGGUCAGGGGUGAAAGAGGGGGCAAGCUAGCCUUAAGAAAUGGUUUUUAAACAAUCAAACUCAAAGCAGGAAAAACAAAAUGGAAAAUGGGGGAGAAAGGGAAGAGGCAGCACUCCUGGCCACAGGGGAUUCUUAGGAUUUUUCUACAUUCUGUAUAUUUCUUCUCAAACACCCAAAUGCCCCUAAAUGUUUAAUAAACACUGACAUUUCCAAAA